AAAAAAAAAAAAAAAAAUAGCUUUCACUUCCAUAUCAUAUAAAAAAAGAAAAAACUUUCAAUAUGGCUAUGAGACUUCCUUCUGCUGAUGAGCUUGAACAGCUUGAAGAUAUUGAAAAGCAAUGGGCUGUCAAAGCUAUGCAUCACGCUGAAACCUAUUUCAAAUUAAUCUCCACCAUUGAUCCUAGACAACUUCGUUUAACAAACAUUGAUGACGAGAUUCUUAAAGACUUUGAAGAAAAUUUCCCAGAAAUUGAUCUUAUGCAUUUGGACGAUAAACAUUUCAAGACACCCGCCGCUAAAGAAAAGUGGAGACCUUUUGUUAAUAAAUACGAAAAGAGAGUUAAAGAAUUUAAUUUUGGUACUUUGAUUCGUAUUGAUUGUAGAGAGGAUUAUACAGAACAAAAUACAAUGUUUGGUGUUCGCAUGCAGUUUUAUGCUAUUGAAAUUGCUAGAAAUAAGAAGGGCUUGAAUGAUUCUUUACGUAACAAGCAAUAAUGAAUUUAUGUAAUUGAGGAGGUAUUGUUUCAAAACAAAUAAGUGGCGAAUAAAUCUUGGCAAUAUCAUAUUUAAGGAGUAUACAUAUAUCGCACAUAAUAAAGGAGAGAUAAGAAGCUUCCUUACAUGAAUGCUUUUUAAUAUAAAAGAGAAUAAAUAAAAGCAUAAAAAAAAUAAAUUCAAGUCUCUAUUUUUC
Cokeromyces recurvatus is the source of this 693-nucleotide messenger RNA. RefSeq lists its product as uncharacterized. NCBI's taxonomy places the organism in Eukaryota, Fungi, Mucoromycota, Mucoromycetes, Mucorales, Mucoraceae. Gene Ontology annotation, cellular component: cytoplasm. The transcript has 7 exons. The record is from RefSeq and is a predicted model, not a curated record. The coding region runs from base 63 to 497 and encodes 144 amino acids.